AUGCUGGUGCACCUGCUGCUGUGCCGAUUGUACCAGCGGCGCUUCUACUGCAGGGAAUCGCACUGCCCAGCCGACCUGCGCGACCUGUGGCAGCGGGCACGCAUGGCUGAGGUCGAGGAGGCGCUGUGGAGCGUCAGGGUGAAGCUGGCAGCCGCCCUGGCGCGCCUCAGGAUCAAGAGCCACGCGCUCAGGCUCGAGCAACUGCUCCCCAAAUCGCUGCGCGACCGCAAAGACUGCCGCGACGAGCACCUCAUCCCCACCACCAUUUGGAUCAACACCUGCAAAAUCAGGAGAGACGACGCCUUAUCUCUGUUAGAAGAGUCUGGCUUUGUGAUAGACGGUCCAAGCGAAGAAGUCAAGUCGGUGCGAACAGACAAGCGGUGUCCUGGCCUGCUGCACCACCACCCUUCACUCAGGGCAAGUUUCGCACAGUCCCAACUGGUUCAGGAGGGCCUUUUAGUUUUACAAGGAAGGGCAUUCUGCUUGGGCCCGGCCACGUUUUGCUACGUCCUGGACGACUUUGCCCUGACGGGAACUGUGAUUCAAAGUCACGCUCACUCACCACGCACGUCGGCUUAUCUGGCCACCCUGCUCGCGUCCUGCACCUCAAACAGGCCUCUCAUUGUCUUCGGAGCUGGAGACAAGAAACGUGAAUACGAAAAAUACUUGCACAGCGUUGGCAUUUCCAACGUCUACAUUCGAUCUGAAAAAUUUGCUGAGUUGUCUCCGGACAGUGACAUCCUGGACGGUGCCGUUGCACUUCUCGCCAACCCUCCCAACUCCCUCUCGGCCGUGCAGGACCCGGUUGACUUGGCUUGCAGCAGUGGAAGGAAUUUGCAGCUGCUGGAGGAUAUGGCCCUGGCGGCCGAAGACUCAAGCGAGGAGGCAAAGGAGCGGCAGGAGCUGCUGGAGGAAGAGCAGCGAGCGACGGUCCGCCUGGCGUUGUCCGCGCCGCAGCUGCAGGUCGUGGUCUUCGAGUCGCACUCGGUCCUUCCCCAGGAGACGCGGCAGCUGCUUAUCGACGAGAUCGAGUCGGCCAACGAAGCCGCCAGGGAGAAAGCGGUAAUUUCUUCAGGGCCACUGGCACGGUCGCACAGCAUCGGCGAGGACAGCGUUUUUGAUAAGGACGGCGACGAGAGUUCUGUGGUCAACGAGCCUCUGACCGCCAGAUCCGGUUGUUCUACCACGGUUCCUGCCACGGAUCUGUUUGAAAUCGCCCCACUCCAGCCGAAAAAGCAACACGAAGUGAGCAAUGAAGAUGAUGAGGUGGAUCCCUGCCCUUCCUUUGAGGAGGACGGGUGCUUCUUGGCGCUAUUGAAACGACAGGAGAUAACUCGUUUGGACGCGCAGUACAUGAUUCAAAUCGCGGAAUCGCGCGGGCUGUUUGGCGGACGGCACAAGAAGCACUCGCCGUACACGCAGCGCAAGCAGCACAAGAAGAAGAGCGACACAGUCCUCAGGGACAUCAUGAUGCGCAACAAGAACAAGCAGAAGGAAGCGGAGUGUGGCGAGCGCGUGUCGCAGCCCACGAUUGCCUCUCUGCUGCGCCGGACGUGCUCGAGGAGCAGCAGCCCCGACCGCUCCGACGUCAUCAUCUGCACCGACUGCCCUCGUAGGGCCAAGGCUAGUGAACCACCACCCGACUUGUUCGCCAGGUACAUUUUCAAUCGGCGGCAGGAUGCGAGACGCUGGUGGAGCGAGGCUGCCAGGAGGGUGCUCGCCCUGCUGAGGACAAGCAACCCGCACGCCCUGCCGAGGUUCAGACUGGUACGCACGCCAGUGCCGGGACCAGGCGCCACGUGGAGGGCGCCGUACCCCCUCAGUGUUCACUCCCUCGAGUUCCACGACGAAAGCCAAAUCUCGGACGAGUACGACAGCGACCACAGCGACUCCGUAUGAUAGAUGCCAUGAUAUAUUGACACGUGUAAAUAUUUUAUGUCUAAUAAAUAAUAUAUUUAAUUUCAA
This is a messenger RNA of Cloeon dipterum, 1965 nucleotides long. Its product is annotated as putative methyltransferase NSUN7. The transcript is spliced from 8 exons. Bases 1 to 1899 code for a protein of 632 amino acids. Lineage: Eukaryota; Metazoa; Arthropoda; Insecta; Ephemeroptera; Baetidae. The record is from RefSeq and is a predicted model, not a curated record.